AGACCCCAAAACAAUCUUUUCUCACAAUCAAGUCCUUAACUUACACUUAAAUAUUCCCGAAAAUUUGGGAUAUUACAUGAUUGGUGAGACAAUCGGAGAAGUCUUGAUGGUGCACGAGGACACAAAGAAGAAAGCAAUAUUAUGGGAUGGCAGAGUUCUGAUCCUUUGUUCGGAGCCGAGCAAAAUCUCUAAUCAAGUUAAGCUGAAGGUGGGUGAGCAGGUGUAUGAAAUAGAGAUAACUGAAGAGGAAUGGCGAUCUGAUCCGGAUUGGUGGUUAUCGGAGAAUGGCCGGAGAAGCGACAUGGAAACGGAGUCUGAUUUCUCAAACUCGUGGUGUCAGAACGAGGAUCCGGAAAUGGAUAUGGAUGUGAUUGGCGUCGGCGAGGAUGUAAGAAACGGUUCAGAGCAUUUAAUGAAGGAUUUGGUGUCAAAUUCAAAUCUGAAGAUAGUAACGGAAACAGAGAGUUGUUUUCAAAUUGUGCAAGAGACAGAUUUGGAAGGAGAAGUAAGAGGCGGGCUGUCAAAGGAGAUUGGGCCUCAAAGAGUGAGUUGUGAUGGGCCAAUAGAAGACAGCGGGCCGACCAUUAGGAUGGACUGGGGACAAACAAAGGAAAUGAACUUGGAGGAACCCGUUUUAGAUGCACAUAUAGCGUUGGACCCAUCAACAACGCAGAAAUCGGCAAACACAACAAAGGGGAGCAAAAAACAGAGGAUGCUUCAAGAUUGCUACCCAGAGAGCAUGGAGGAGAUCUGGGCAAAAGGAGCACCGGGGAGAGAGAUGAAUAUGCAUGAGGUGCGUCGGAUGAUGGGGGUGGGGAAGAGAUUGGGUCUUAAUUUCGAGAAGAAUGAGGAGGAGAUACAAUCAAGGUUGCUUGAGGCAGUAGAUCGAGAAGGGGCAGAGAGGAGGGACGCGAAAGGGAGGGGCUUGGGUGGGACACUGAAAAAGAAGGAAGUGAGAAGGCUGGUUCAAGAAGAGAAGCCUGAUUUUCUAUUCCUGCAGGAAACAAAGUUAGAAAAUGUGGAUAUAGGUAUCUGUAGACAGCUGUGGAAUUCAGAUGAGGUUGAUUGGGUUGCGAAGGGCUCUUCCGGAGCCUCAGGUGGUUUACUUUGUUUGUGGGAUAGUCGACAAUUUGUUAAGAGAGAGGUUUUUUCUGGUGAUGGUUUCGUGGGUUUGGCAGGGGAAUGGGGAGCAAAUAAAAGGCAAUAUUUUCUAAUUAAUGUCUAUGGUCCAAAUGAUAGACAGAAGAAGGCUAGUUUGUGGGAGGAAUUGAGGAAACUGGUGACAGAAAAGGAAGGGUGUUGGUUGAUAGCAGGAGACUUUAACGCAGUCAGAGGGCCUGAGGAGAGACGAGGUAGAACAGGAGAGAGCCCAGACAUGAAGGACUUCGAUGAGUUCAUUGCGACGACUGAUUUGGUGGAUGUUAAACUGUCAAAUAGAAAUUAUACAUGGUACAAGCCAGAUGGCACAGCAAGGAGUAGAUUGGACAGAUUCCUAUUGAGUAUGGAGAUGAGUAAUACGGAAGGAGAGUGGAUACAACAAGGAUUGCCAAGGAGUAUCUCUGAUCACUGUGCUAUCGUGUUGAAGUCCAGAACAACAGAUUGGGGACCAAAACCCUUUCGGGUUUUGGAUGCAUGGCAACAACAUCCCGAUUUUAAGAAGUUUGUAGAAGAUAAAUGGAGUGAGAUGGAGGUAGAGGGUUUUGCAGGGUAUAAGUGCCAGCAAAAGCUGAAAUUGCUAAAAGGUUUUUUAAAGGGCUGGAACAAGGAAGUCUUUGGGAACAUGGAAGCUCAAUAUGAACAAGCUGUAAAAAAGAUUGAGCAAGUUGAUAUGCAGAAUGAGAUUUCUGAUCUAGAAGAGGCUGAGAUUGUGAAAAGACAAGAAGGUUUUUCAGAGAUGUGGGAUGUUUUGAGGAAAAAAGAACUGAUAUGGAAGCAGAAGUCAAGGAGUAUGUGGGUGCAGGAGGGAGAUGCAAAUACCCGCUUUUUCCAUAGAGUUGCAAAAGGUAGAAGAGCACAAAACAACAUUGCGGGAUUAAUGUGUGAUGGAGCAUGGAUUGAUGAUCCAGAGUUAGUAAAAAAUGAGAUAGUCAGAUAUUUUAGAAGCUUGUUUCAAGGAGAGUCAUGGAAUAGGCCCAAACCUGGGGAUAUUAAAUUCCAGCAGUUAUCCGAGGAGAAAAAGGAUUGGCUGGAAAGACCAUUUUCAGUUGAAGAAAUUGAGGAAGGCUUAAGGAGCUGUGAAGGUUCAAAGGCACCAGGACCUGAUGGUUACAACUUCAACUUCCUUAAAUAUGCGUGGCACUCGAAGGUGCUGGCUAAUAGAUUGAAGUCCGUGAUAUCAGAAAUAAUAAGUGAAACGCAAUCUGCCUUUGUGGGGGGCCGUCAGUUGGUGGAUAGCGUCCUGGUGCUGAAUGAAGUUGUGGAUGAGAUUAAGAUAAAGAAACAGCCAGCUUUUGUUUUUAAAGCAGACUUCGAAAAGGCUUAUGACUACGUAGACUGGUCCUCUUUGGAUUGGAUGAUGGAGAGUUUUGGAUUUGGAUUGAAGUGGAGAGGUUGGAUUAUGGAAUGCCUUUCAACGGCGAGAAUCUCGGUUCUGGUAAAUGGAAGCCCGACGAAGGAAUUUGAGGUGGGUAAAGGCUUGAGACAAGGUGACCCUCUAUCUCCUUUUCUCUUUUUGAUGAUCGUUGAGGGGUUACAAGGUCUGGUUCAGAGAGCUAUUAAAGAGGAAAUGAUGCAUGGGAUUGAGAUGGGAAAGAAAGGUCUGUCUGUGUCGUUGCUCCAGUUUGCUGAUGAUACAGUUAUUAUGGGCAGAGCGAAUACUGAGAAUAUACGUACGGUGAAGGACAUCCUAAAAUGGUUCGAGCUUAUGUCGGGAUUGAGAAUCAAUUUCAGCAAGAGCAGUAUUUUUGGUUAUAAUGUGUCGGAGAAAUGGCUAAAAGGAUCAGCGGGUAUAUUACACUGCAGAGUUGGCCGACCACCUUUUCUUUAUCUGGGAUUGCCCGUUGAUAGUAAAUCUGGGAACAAGAAAUCAUGGGAGAUGGUAGUAAAUAAAUUCCGUACCAAACUCGCUGUCUGGAAAGCCGCUACUCUUUCUUUUGGAGGCCGCCUCAUCCUGCUAAACUCGGUACUCUCUACACUUCCUAUUUUUUAUAUGUCUCUAUAUUCAUUGCCUAAAUCUGUGCUUGUGGAGUUGACUAGAAUCCAAAGGAGCUUCUUAUGGGGCGGGGCAGAAUUAAAUAAGAAAAUCUCUUGGGUUAAAUGGGAACAUGUAUGUCAAGCGAAGGCUAAGGGGGGUCUUGGGGUGCCUGAUUUACAAAGAAAAAACUGGGCAAUGUUAGGAAAAUGGUGGUAUAGGUUAGGUGACGGGGUAGAGAGCUUAUGGAAAAGGGUGGUGAGGGAGAAAUAUUAUGGAGGUAGGAGGGAGGUCGAUAUUACUUCGGUUGAGCGUUUCAAGGUGUCAAAGAUUUGGAGGGACAUUAUUAGGAUAGGGGGCCUCUCCCUCAAUCUUAGAAAUAUGUUGGUUGAGGGUUUCAAGUGGGAAGUGGGAGAAGGUAAUAAAGUGGUUUUUUGGUCGGAAAGGUGGAUGGGUGUAAAAAGUCUUAGAGAUUUAUUUCCAAGGCUAUUUGCACUAUCUGUAAAGAAGGAAGGAAAGGUUUCCGAAAUGGGGUCUUGGGAAGAGGGGAAAUGGAGAUGGCAGCUGGAGUGGAGGAGGGGUACAUUAGGGCGAGAGAAAGAUGAGGAGGAGAUGUUGGAGAAGAUGCUGGAGGGUGUCAACCUAAAGGAGGGGGCAGGGGAUGUUUGGAAGUGGAUUCAUGGGUUGGAUGGCAAAUAUGGGGUGAAGAUAGCGUAUGAUUUUUUAGCUUCUUCGGAGACUGUUUUGGAGAAUCAGUUAUGCAAAUUAAUAGGGUGCAGAUUGGUGCCAUCCAAAGUGGCUUUUUUUGGGUGGCGAUUGUGCUUAGAUAGACUCCCAACAAAGGAAAACUUGCAAAAACGUGGGAUAUUACUACACGAGGGGGUUCUUUGUGAAUUUUGUAAUGGGAAGGAGGAGAAAGUUAACCACUUAUUUUGUUUAUGUUAUAAUGCAUGGUUAGCUUGGACUCAGGUGUUGAGUUGGUGGGGAUUGAAGUCUGUUUUGCCUAACACUGUAGGGGGCAUGGCAGAGUUUUUCAUUAGUAGUUUAGGAAGCAUAAUUGGAAAGGAGAUGGGUUCUUGUAUUUUCCUAGUAGGUGCUUGGUAUUUAUGGUAUAGACGGAAUGCCCAAGUGUUUCGAAAAGAAGAAGGUAUACCAGAAAACCUGCUGGAAAGGAUGCAAGUUAAAACAUUUAUAUGGAUAAAAUCCAAAGUAAAAGGCUGCGUUUUUUCUUUUCACGACUGGCAAUCAUGUCCAAUGGAGUGUGCUAAGGCUGUCAAAAAUCAUAAAAGGCUGAGGAAGCAGUUCUAUAAAGAUCGCGUGCCCUCUAGUGGAUAGAUAGGCGGGGAUGUUUUGUCUUCAGUUGUGGAGCAUUUGAACACCUGACGCUUUAUGCUUGUGAUUUGUAAGCUUUGUCUAUUUUUUGUAUUUGGACACUUGCUCUCUACUGCUGUGGGUUCCUUUUUGUAUAUGGGCAGAAGCACCCCUUGUGCUUCAUUAAAUUAAAUUCCUUUUU
Rubroshorea leprosula is the source of this 4643-nucleotide messenger RNA. The record is from the annotation of a GenBank genome assembly. Lineage: Eukaryota; Viridiplantae; Streptophyta; Magnoliopsida; Malvales; Dipterocarpaceae.